GCCAAGCCUCUCUUCAUCGUCUGGCAACCUCGGCCACCAAGUACAACUUCCAAGUCUCCUAAAUAUCCUCAUUCCUUAUCUCCCAAUUACAGGAAUCUCUCUAGUAUAUGUAUAGAUAUUCUUAAAUCCCUAUAUAUAGGUAACUGUCAUCUUGAUUCGUUUUCAAUAUCGCGGGAACAACCUUCAAGCAGAAUGGAGAAUCAGCAGGGGAUCAAUAAGGUGGUUGCUUUCGACAAAUUCACAUGGAAGAUUGAGAAUUUCUCGAAACAAAACGCCACCAAUCUGCGCUCCAAGCCCUUCAAAAUCUACGGUUUUAAAUGGAAGAUCCAUGUGCAUCCGCUGAGGAGGGACGUGGACCAUUUUUCUGUGUAUUUGACGGUUGCGGAUUCAUUACCGCCAUAUGGAUGGAGCAGAAACACACAUUUCAAGCUGGUCCUCGUUAAUCAGAUCGACCCCAACAAGUCCGUCAUCAAGGAAACACAGCAGAAAUUCAAAGGAGGACAUCGUAGCUGGGGCUCAUUCUUCGUCACUCUCAAAGACUUCUACGACCCCAAACAAGGAUAUCUCCUCAAGAACACAUGUAUCAUCGAAGCCCACGUUUGUGUUCCCGACGUUGUCCCCAAAAUUCAAGCCACCAAAACGACCAAUAUCCUUCCAACAAUAGAAGGUGAACAACAAAGCACAGAACCCACCAUACAGAACGAAGAUCAAACAACAUCAGAUCAAUAUUCCGACGAAAUUAGCGACAGACCUAGUUCCCUGACUAGCGUGUCCAGCCAUCCAGAGCUUGACGAAGUCCAAUGCUCAGAUUUAACUCUACGAGACCUCAUAGAUGUGAGCAGUUUUGGACCAGAUGAAGCAGCUUUCGUCCCUUUAUUGGAAGAAGCAUGCACGUGGCAUCCUCAACUGAUAUCCUCACAAAGGGACAGAACUCGCUGGUUCAAACUAUGGGCAUUCACGUCUUUAGGCCAAGUUCUGUACUUUCUCAAGACAAAACGAGUUAAAGACAUGGACGAAGAUGGGUGCAAGUACCUUCAAGGUUUAUGGGACGAGCUUGUGAAGUCGUCUGGGUUUAACUUGAGCUGGCUAGAGCCUUAUGUUCAAUCGGCGUUGAGCGCGAAGAGUAAUUUGGUAAAAGCCGAGGAAGUGGAGAAAGCUACGCGGAAAGUGACUGAUUUGGAGAUUAGAGCGAAGAAGCUGAAGGGAGAAUUGGCUGUUGCUGAACUGGAGCAUGAAUUAGCAAGAAGAGAGUUGGUCGAAAUCAAAACAAGUUUCCAUGAGUUGGAUUUGAACGCUGGAUUAGAUUAUGCCAUGUUUUAACACACACACGCACGCACGCACGCACGCACAUAUAGGAGCUACCGUGCGCUCAUGAAGAUGGUAGUGGGACUCCGCGUAAAGAUGUUGAAGGUUGACACUUGGAUUAUUAAAAAUGUAAUUAAUAUAAUAACCGCGUAAAGGUGUGAGAAUGGACGAGAUUAAGGUUCUUUAAAAAUGUGUAAAUAAUUCUGUCUAUAUUGCUGAUUGCUUC
Prosopis cineraria is the source of this 1531-nucleotide messenger RNA. Its product is annotated as MATH domain and coiled-coil domain-containing protein At3g58270-like. The transcript is spliced from 4 exons. The record is from RefSeq and is a predicted model, not a curated record. The coding region runs from base 193 to 1320 and encodes 375 amino acids. NCBI's taxonomy places the organism in Eukaryota, Viridiplantae, Streptophyta, Magnoliopsida, Fabales, Fabaceae. Gene Ontology annotation, molecular function: protein binding.